AGAUACUGAGCACCAUGAAGGAGGUGCUGCUCCUUUUUCCUCUCUAAUACUGAGCCAUUUUCUCUUCACAGAAGUUUCUACCAAGGUCAUUCUGUCUGCCUGGCCAAGUCCCAUGGUCCCCAUUGGAGAGAAUGUGACUCUGCAUUGUCAUUCUCAGCUUGGGUUUGAAAUGUUCCGUUUGUUCAAGGAAGAUGUGGUCAAUAUUCGAGAGUUCCAAGACAUCUUAUUCCAACAGUACUUUGAUAUGUACCCUGUGACCAUGGCACAUGGGGGGACUUAUAGAUGUCAGGGCUUUGAUCCUAAAGCCCCAUAUGCAUUGUCAGAAAUCAGCGACCCUCUGUUGAUAAUAGUCACAGGCGCCUACAGAAAGCCCUCCCUCUUGGCCCUACCUGCUCCCUCAGUCAAAUCAGGAGAGAUGGUGACAUUGCAAUGCUGUUCGGAAACCAUGUUUGAAACCUUCAUUCUGGUUGUGGACAAAGAAGGGGUCCCAUUGCUGCCAACUCUUCAUAUCCUUUUAACCUUACACAAGGCUCUGUCAUCCAGAACUACACCCUGGGCAAUUCAAUCAGAAUGGGUGUGUCAGGCUUGGUCCUGCUGAUUUUGUUGAUUCUAUUG
Molecule: messenger RNA, 615 nt
Organism: Acomys russatus (golden spiny mouse)
Lineage: Eukaryota; Metazoa; Chordata; Mammalia; Rodentia; Muridae
Product: killer cell immunoglobulin-like receptor 3DL1
Exons: 4
Coding region: 113-598 (161 amino acids)
Source: RefSeq, a predicted model, not a curated record